AUGACGUUCACAGUCACAAGUGUAGUAAAGCAGGGCAACAAUACCCAGUACGAGCCAGGCGUAGUAAAGCAGGGCAACAAUAUCCAGUACGAGCCAGGUGUAGUAAAGCAGGGCAACAAUACCCAGUACGAGCCAGGUGUAGUAAAGCAGGGCAACAAUACCCAGUACGAGCCAGGUGUAGUAAAGCAGGGCAACAAUAUCCAGUACGAGCCAGGUGUAGUAAAGCAGGGCAACAAUACCCAGUACGAGCCAGGUGUAGUAAAGCAGGGCAACAAUAUCCAGUACGAGCCAGGUGUAGUAAAGCAGGGCAACAAUACCCAGUACGAGCCAGGUGUAGUAAAGCAGGGCAACAAUACCCAGUACGAGCCAGGUGUAGUAAAGCAGGGCAACAAUAUCCAGUACGAGCCAGGUGUAGUAAAGCAGGGCAACAAUACCCAGUACGAGCCAGGUGUAGUAAAGCAGGGCAACAAUACCCAGUACGAGCCAGGUGUAGUAAAGCAGGGCAACAAUACCCAAUACGAGCCAGGUGUAGUAAAGCAGGACAACAAUACCCAGUGUGAGCCAGGUGUAGCAGGGCAACACAACAAUACCCAGUGUGAGCCAGGUGUAGCUAAGCAAGGCAACAAUACCCAGCCGGAGCCAGGUGUAGCUAAGCAAGGCAACAAUACCCAGCCGGAGCCAGGUGUAGCUAAGCAAGGCAACAAUACCCAGUGUGAGCCAGGUGUAGCUAAGCAAGGCAACAAUGCCCAGUUGUGA
Procambarus clarkii (red swamp crayfish) is the source of this 756-nucleotide messenger RNA. The record is from RefSeq and is a predicted model, not a curated record. Lineage: Eukaryota; Metazoa; Arthropoda; Malacostraca; Decapoda; Cambaridae.